Molecule: messenger RNA, 423 nt
Organism: Pieris macdunnoughi
Lineage: Eukaryota; Metazoa; Arthropoda; Insecta; Lepidoptera; Pieridae
Source: the annotation of a GenBank genome assembly
AUGGCUGAACUAUUGGCCCGAAAUCCACGCAAAACAACUUUGCUUGCUUUCUUUGAGCUCUGUAAUGAAGAUGAAUUCGCAAAGACACUGCUAUACCACGAAAUCCCGCAAUAUUUCACAUGGGCCAAUAAUAAGUUUACAAGAAGGAAGCGUGGUGAGAACGUAGUUGGCCAUCCAGGAAUAAAAAAAGAUGCUGCUUUAGGAAGAGUCUAUGGUGUUCAUCCUUCUCAAUCUGAGUGUUUUUAUCUUAGGAUGUUGCUGCAUCACGUACGCGGUCCAACUUCAUUCCCGCACUGGAAAACUGUGGACGGAGUUCUCAAAGAGACCUAUCAAGCUGCUUGCCGUGCUAGAGGUUUGCUAGAAAACGAUGACCAUUGGGAAAAUACUGAAAAUACUCGAUUUUGCAAUGUCCAAUACAACUAA